AACGCGCCUUUGUUGUUGGACGGCUGCAAAGCCCCGCUGCCCGUACUCGUCGCAACUAGUUUUCACCAAGAAGACGGCCAGAUAGAGUUCCACCAUGAGCGUGGGUAGUGUUUAACAUCCGUGAAGCAUCCCAAAAGUGGGAUUAGAAGCAAGUCACGUCGGAGAAGAAGUCCCCCUUUUUCUCGAGGAAGUUUGACAGGCGCGAGGAGGGAGGACACAUGUCGUCUGCCGCAGAGACUGUGGAAAAUGCUUCCAUCAUCUCCGAGAGCGGCACCCAUGACGGGAACCGUCUGUGGAUAGGCAACAUCGACCCCAAAAUCACAGAGUAUCACCUGGUGAAGCUGCUGGAGAAGUUUGGGAAUGUCAAGCAGUUUGACUUCCUCUUCCAUAAGUCUGGGCCGCUGGAGGGGCAGCCACGUGGUUACUGCUUUGUCAACUUCAACACCAGAGAGGAGGCCGAAAGGGCCAUCCAGUGCUUGAACGGCAAGCUGGCGUUGUCCAAGAAGCUGGUGGUGCGUUGGGCGCACGCGCAGGUAAGGAGGUUUGAAGGUUUCCGUAACGACAAGACCAUGCCUUCCAGCUUGGAGCCGUCGAGCAGCGGGGCGGCGGCGGACGGAGCGCUGGCGACAAACCACCUCAGUACGAGCGCCAAGAUCCGCGCCAUCGAGGCCAAGCUGCAGAUGAUGGAGGAGAAUCCGGACGAUGAUCUAUCAGGACCGUCUGCCUACGUCUACAACAAGCCUCCCGAGAGGAAGCGCUGGGAGCCCUACUCUAAAUCUCACAGCAGACCCUUCCGCAGGUUUAGGAGAUGACCCCAUCCCCCGCCCGCCAAAUACUGGCUUUUAUUGAGAGACUUUUUGGCCAGCUUGUAUGUGCGAGUGUUUACAGCUGGGGUUGUUUGCAGACAUGCUAGGGGGCGCUAUCACUGCACCUAAACUAGACGAGGGAUAUUGUAGGUACCCACUUCUCAGGCACCCACCCAGUCCUAUGUCAAGUCCGAGCCUGCACUCGCCCGUCACUUCAGCAGCACUGAGAGCAAACUACCUCUCGGCCAGGGGGUGUCCAAAGUGCAGGCCGGGGGGGAAUUUGGGCCUGCGGCUUAUUUUUUAUUGGCCCCCGGCAGAUCGUAAAAAUAAAAUUAAUUUAUUAUUAUUGAAAUAUGUUUGAGGUAGUGCUGUCAAUUAAUUUUCUAAAUCAAAUGAAUCACACUUAAUUUCUUUACAU
Messenger RNA from Nerophis lumbriciformis (worm pipefish), 1224 nucleotides. It is a transcript of the gene rbm18, whose product is annotated as RNA binding motif protein 18. The record is from RefSeq and is a predicted model, not a curated record. Gene Ontology annotation, molecular function: RNA binding. NCBI's taxonomy places the organism in Eukaryota, Metazoa, Chordata, Actinopteri, Syngnathiformes, Syngnathidae.